CCCCACGGAUUUUGACGUUAGUCAUCGCCGCAAAAAAGAAGUAAAGAAAUUCCUAUUGUCCACGAAUUUGCGGCUGAUAAUAUUAAAUUAUAUUUUUUUCUGCAAUUAAUUGUGAAGUAGAAAGUGCAAAAGUGUACAAAAAAAUAACACUUAUUGGGUUGAAUCCGCCAGAGAGUUGUAGUUAAAAACAGUCUGUAAUCGUUGGUGGACCAAGUGAACAUUACCAACAGAGGAAAUGGAUAGCAAGGGACGCAAUGUUAUCGUAUGCGAUAAUGGAACCGGUUUUGUCAAAUGCGGUUAUGCUGGCAGCAAUUUCCCAGCGCAUAUAUUCCCAUCCAUGGUUGGCAGACCGAUCAUACGUGCAGUCAAUAAAAUCGGUGACAUAGAAGUUAAGGAUCUAAUGGUGGGUGAUGAAGCCUCACAGUUACGUUCGCUUUUAGAGGUAUCCUAUCCAAUGGAGAACGGUGUAGUGCGCAAUUGGGAAGAUAUGUGUCAUGUGUGGGAUUACACAUUCGGUCCGAAAAAAAUGAAUAUUGAUCCAAAGAAUACAAAAAUCCUCUUAACCGAACCGCCUAUGAAUCCGUUGAAAAAUCGAGAGAAAAUGAUUGAGGUGAUGUUCGAAAAGUAUGGCUUCGAUUCGGCGUAUAUUGCAAUACAAGCGGUGUUAACGCUCUAUGCGCAAGGUUUAAUUUCGGGUGUUGUCAUCGAUUCGGGUGAUGGUGUGACUCAUAUAUGCCCCGUGUAUGAGGAAUUUGCAUUGCCGCAUUUAACAAGACGUUUGGAUAUUGCAGGUCGUGACAUCACACGAUAUCUGAUCAAGUUACUGUUACUGCGCGGCUACGCGUUUAAUCAUUCCGCUGACUUUGAGACUGUGCGCAUGAUGAAGGAGAAACUCUGCUAUAUUGGUUAUGACAUUGAAAUGGAGCAGCGUUUGGCGUUGGAGACAACUGUGCUCGUUGAAACAUAUACGUUGCCCGAUGGACGUGUGAUAAAGGUGGGCGGUGAACGUUUCGAAGCGCCUGAGGCGCUAUUCCAACCGCAUUUAAUAAAUGUUGAAGGUCAAGGUAUUGCUGAAUUGGUGUUUAACACAAUACAAGCGGCCGAUAUUGAUAUGCGUCCAGAAUUGUAUAAGCAUAUCGUGCUAUCUGGCGGCUCCACCAUGUAUCCAGGUCUUCCUAGUCGAUUGGAACGCGAAAUCAAGCAAUUGUAUUUGGAGCGUGUGCUUAAGAAUGAUAUAGACAAAUUAGCGAAAUUCAAAAUACGUAUUGAGGAUCCGCCACGACGAAAAGAUAUGGUAUUCAUUGGUGGCGCUGUCUUGGCUGAGGUGACCAAGGAUCGCGAUGGUUUUUGGAUGUCUAAACAAGAGUAUCAAGAACAAGGACUUAAAGUAUUACAAAAACUUACCAAGAGCACACAGUAGUAGUAGCAAAAUGGGCCAAAAAUAACACAACAACAAAAAUAACAACAUACAUUGCGGUUAACAUUCUAGUUAUACCUACAGCUACGUUUUGUAUUAUGUUUAUUAUAUAACUUGUAAUACUACCAAUAUGUGUGUAUAUUUAAGUUAAAAAAUGACAAGACAGUACUGUUAUCUAUAUAAAUAAUUUACAAACAGUCUACUAUUAACUUUUGCUAUUUAUAAAAAAAAAAAAAACAAAAACAAAAAAACUAGUUCUCUCUGCUAACUUACGAAUUUCUUCUACUAAAUUUUUUCGAUUCCGUUUGAAAAGAAAAUAGUAAACAUUCGUGUUCUUUAUGACUUGCUCAUCACUAUUUACCGUAAGUUACAAAUAGUUACAUACGUACGUACAUACAUAUACGCUUUGUCUAGUAAAGAAAAUAUAAGAAAUAAUAUGCAUUUAAUUUUUUUGUGCGUAAACUAUGAAAGAAUGAGUAAUAUUUAAAUGUUUUGUACACUGUAAAAAUUUUACUCCAUCUACCCCCAUUGUAUGCCAAUUCUAUUUAGCAAAAACAAAAAAA
This is a messenger RNA of Ceratitis capitata (Mediterranean fruit fly), 1980 nucleotides long. RefSeq names its product actin-related protein 2 (gene Arp2). NCBI's taxonomy places the organism in Eukaryota, Metazoa, Arthropoda, Insecta, Diptera, Tephritidae. The transcript is spliced from 6 exons. The record is from RefSeq and is a predicted model, not a curated record. Gene Ontology annotation, biological process: Arp2/3 complex-mediated actin nucleation. Bases 236 to 1420 code for a protein of 394 amino acids. Gene Ontology annotation, molecular function: actin filament binding. Gene Ontology annotation, cellular component: Arp2/3 protein complex; actin cortical patch.